CUGCUGCUACCGCCGCCGCCGCCGCCGCCGCCGCCGGGGGAGGGGCGGCCGCCGCCCGCCUGCGCUCAGAGACUCACGCAGCCCCAGUCCCGCCAGUCCGCCAACACUGUAGUGCCGGCCCCCCUCCUUCCCUGGCCCUUCCCCCUCCCCGCCUUGGGCUCGCUCCGCCUUUCUGCCCCCCACCCCCACCUCACGGGCACGGGCCAUUCCCGGCCAGGAAACGCCGUGGCGCCGCGUUGGGCCUAACUCGAGUCCUGCUGCCUCCCGGGAGUGCCGUGCGCCGCAGCCCGGGCCCAGGCCCCGGCAGCGCCUGGGACAAGGUCUUCAGAGCUACUGGAAGCUAAUUUUUUGGGACUUCAUAUUCAGAGAUCUAUAAAAAGGAUUCCUCAUGUCCAUAACAUGUUGGUUGAGGCUCUGCAGCUCACCCCCACUCUCAGAGUGGCCAGUCUCCAUUAAUUGGACCCCGUGAUUUCUACUCUCUGCUGUGUUGGACGUCAUGAGCAUUGCAAUCCCUCUGGGAGUCACCACACCAGAUACAUCCUACUCAGAUAUGGCUGCUGGAUCAGAAAAGGAAGUGGAAGCCCCCUACCUUUCAAGACGAAGUGGCACUACACCAGGAUGUGAAAGUCCAGCGAAAGAGACCCAAGGGGCCUAGGGGGCAGCACACCCCCAGAAGCCAAGUCUAUUCCAGGCAGUACCAGGGAUUAGGGUCUGGGCUGGAAAAAUCCUGGUGUUUUGAAUAUGUUCAGGUCCAGUUCAGACUCUUGAUCCCACAGCCACUUCUUGAGUGAGGGUAUCCUGUCUUGGUAGUGAAUGGAAGAGGGCCUGGUCCCUGGGGCAGUGCAGAAGGCACUUUCAUCAUCUCACUCACUGCAAAUGUCAUGUGAGGUUUCAUGGAAGUAUUAAGAGAUCCAAUUAAGAAGAAUAGUUCUGAGUCUAAACCAGCCCAGAGUGGCUUCUCUAGGGGAAACUCCCUGCUCAGCUGCCCUGAAUCUGUGGAGGCUAGUCCAGCAGUUAAUGAGAAGAGCGUGUAUUCCACUCAUAAUUAUGGGACCACUCAGAGGCAUGGGUGUCGAGGACUGCCUUAUGCUGAUCAUAAUUACGGAGCCCCUCCUCCUCCGACACCUCCUGCUUCUCCCCCUGUCCAGACGAUCAUCCCUCGUUCUGACCUGAAUGGCCUGCCGUCGCCCGUAGAGGAACGCUGUGGAGACAGCCCGAACUCUGAAGGAGAGACUGUUCCUACCUGGUGUCCUUGUGGUCUUUCUCAGGAUGGCUUCCUUCUCAACUGUGACAAGUGCAGGGGAAUGAGCAGGGGGAAGGUUAUUAGACUUCAUCGGCGGAAGCAGGACAACAUAUCAGGUGGGGAUAGCAGUGCAACAGAAAGCUGGGAUGAGGAGCUUUCUCCUUCCACUGUGUUGUAUACAGCAACACAACACACACCUACAAGCAUCACCUUAACUGUUAGAAGAACCAAACCCAAGAAGCGGAAAAAGAGUCCAGAAAAGGGUCGUGCAGCACCAAAGACGAAGAAAAUCAAGGCAUUUCGAGAGGGAUCCCGGAAGUCCUUGCGGAUGAAGAAUUCUCCUUCUGAAGCACAGAAUUUAGAUGAGAAUACAACUGAGGGAUGGGAAAAUCGAAUAAGACUGUGGACUGAUCAGUAUGAAGAAGCUUUCACUAAUCAGUACAGUGCAGAUGUACAGAACGCCCUUGAACAACACCUACAUUCUAGCAAGGAAUUUGUGGGCAAACCUACUAUUUUAGACACUAUUAAUAAGACUGAAUUGGCCUGUAAUAAUACAGUUAUUGGUUCCCAAAUGCAGCUACAGUUGGGAAGAGUCACUCGUGUUCAAAAGCACCGAAAGAUCCUAAGGGCUGCAAGAGAUUUGGCUUUGGACACUCUUAUAAUAGAGUACCGAGGGAAAGUCAUGUUACGACAACAAUUUGAGGUCAAUGGACAUUUCUUCAAAAAACCAUACCCCUUUGUGCUCUUCUACUCAAAAUUCAAUGGUGUAGAGAUGUGUGUGGAUGCACGUACUUUCGGUAAUGAUGCUCGGUUCAUCAGAAGAUCAUGUACACCAAAUGCAGAGGUGAGACACAUGAUUGCAGAUGGGAUGAUUCACCUGUGUAUCUAUGCUGUGUCUGCCAUCACCAAGGAUGCCGAGGUCACCAUAGCAUUUGAUUAUGAGUACAGUAACUGUAAUUAUAAAGUGGACUGUGCAUGUCACAAGGGGAACCGGAAUUGCCCUAUACAGAAAAGGAAUCCCAAUGCUGCAGAACCACCGCUCCCCCCUCCUCCAAGCCUACCCACCAUUGGAGCAGAGACAAGACGGAGAAAAGCACGACGGAAAGAGCUAGAGAUGGAGCAGCAGAAUGAGGCUCCGGAAGAGGAUAACAACCAGCAACCAGAACAAGUCCCUGAGAAAGUGACUGUAUCCAGUGAUCAUGAGGAAAUAGACAAUCCAGAAGAAAAAGCAGAAGAAGGGAAAGAAGAAGUUACAGAUGACCAGGAGAACCCAGCUCAUAGUAGGAGGACCCGGGAAGAUAGGAAGGUCGAAGCCAUCAUGCAUGCUUUUGAAAACUUAGAGAAAAGAAAGAAGCGACGGGAUCAGCCCUUGGAACAAAGCACCUGUGACAUGGAGAUUACUACCACCACCCCAGAGGUUCCUGUGGGAGAAGAGACAAAAACUGAAACCCCUGAGUCGGAAGUUAGCAACUCUGCUUCAAACAUUGCCAUCCCAAGCACCCCACAGAGUGUUGGAGUGAACACUCGGAGGUCUUCCCAAGCAGGGGAUGUUGCUGCAGAAAAACCAGUCCCCAAACCACCUCCAGCAAAGCCUUCUAGGCCCCGACCGAAGAGUCGAAUUUCUCGGUACCGGACCAGUUCAGCCCAAAGACUAAAGCGUCAGAAGCAGGCCAUUGCACAGCAGGCAGAGUUGUCACAAGCUGCCUUGGAAGAGGGAGGAAAUAACAGCUCAGUAACUCCUACUGAAGCUGGAAGUAUAGAUAGUUCAGGAGAAAACAGGCAAUUAACAGGGUCUGACCCAACUGUGGUAUCAGUUACUGGAUCCCAUGUCAACCGUGCUGCAUCUAAAUACCCCAAAACCAAAAAGUAUCUAGUUACAGAAUGGUUGAAUGACAAAGCGGAGAAGCACGAAUGCCCUGUUGAGUGCCCUUUACGUAUCACCACGGACCCAACUGUACUGGCGACAACCCUGAACAUGUUACCCGGUCUUAUCCAUUCCCCGUUAAUUUGCACCACCCCCAAACACUACAUUCGCUUUGGCUCACCCUUUAUCCCUGAGAGGCGUCGAAGGCCCCUUCUGCCUGAUGGCACAUUCAGCUCCUGUAAAAAGCGCUGGAUAAAGCAAGCCUUGGAAGAAGGGAUGACUCAAACAUCAUCUGUACCCCAAGAGACUAGAACUCAGCACCUAUACCAAAGUAAUGAGAAUAGUAACUCUUCUAGUAUCUGCAAAGACAAUGCAGACUUGUUGAGCCCAUUAAAGAAAUGGAAAUCUCGUUAUCUGAUGGAGCAGAAUGUCACCAAGUUACUGCGGCCUCUUUCUCCAGUCACACCACCCCCUCCCAAUCCAGGCUCAAAGAGCCCCCAGCUGACCACACCUGGCGCGUCUCACCCGGAAGAGGAGUGUCGGAACGGAUACAGCCUCCUGUUCUCACCAAUUGCGUCUCUUACUACUGCUAGUCGCUGCAAUACUCCUCUGCAGUUUGAGAACAUAUCCUCCCCUGAGAGUUCCCCUGCGAAUAGGCCCGAGUCCCUGUCACCCGAGCUCUGUCACCGAAAAGACCUGGACUUGACAAAAGUAGGCUACCUUGACUCCAACACUAACAGCUGUGCUGACAGACCUUCCCUGGUCAACUCGGGUCAUUCUGACCUGGCUCCUCAUCCCUCCAUUGGGCCCACCUCUGAAACUGGCUUUCCAAGUAGGAGUGGAGAUGGACAUCAGACCCUUGUGAGAAACUCGGACCAGGCAUUUCGGACAGAGUUUAACUUAAUGUAUGCCUACUCCCCAUUGAACGCUAUGCCUCGAGCAGAUGGAUUAUAUCGAGGAUCUCCCCUAGUAGGGGAUAGGAAGCCUUUACAUUUGGAUGGGGGAUAUUGUUCCCCUGCAGAAGGGUUUCCCAGCAGAUAUGAACAUGGUUUUAUGAAAGACCUCUCUCGUGGAUCCAUGUCACCUGGUGGUGAAAGGGCUUGUGAAGGAGUCCCAUCUGCCCCCCAGAACCCACCACAAAGGAAAAAGGUCUCCCUGCUGGAGUACCGCAAACGGAAACAAGAGGCCAAGGAGAAUUCUGCCAGUGGGGGAGGGGACUCUGCACAGAGCAAAAGCAAGUCUGCAGGAGCUGGGCAGGGCGGCAGUAACUCACUGUCAGACACUGGUGCCCAUGGUGUACAGGGGUCCUCAGCCCGGACCCCAUCUUCCCCUCACACAAAAUUCUCCCCAUCCCAUUCCUCUACGUCCCAUUUGGAGGCGGUGAGCCCGUCAGAUUCCAGAGGAUCUUCAUCUCACUGCAGACCUCAAGAAAAUAUCAGCAGUAGGUGGAUGGUUCCCACGUCAGUAGAACGACUUCGAGAGGGAGGGAGCAUCCCCAAGGUCCUCCGAAGCAGUGUGAGGGUGGCCCAAAAAGGGGAGCCUUCUCCUACGUGGGAAAGUACCAUCACAGAGAAGGACUCAGACCCUGCAGAUGGAGAAGGCCCAGAGACACUGAGCUCAGCACUCUCUAAAGGAGCAGCCGUUUACAGCCCUUCCAGAUACAGCUACCAGCUCCUGCAGUGUGAUAGUCCACGGACAGAAUCACAAAGCCUCCUUCAACAGAGUUCCUCCCCCUUUAGAGGACAUCCCACCCAAUCUCCAGGAUACAGUUAUCGAACUACUGCACUGAGACCUGGAAACCCCCCCUCUCACGGUUCUUCAGAAUCUUCCCUCUCUUCUACAUCCUAUUCCAGCCCCGCCCACCCUGUGUCCACAGACUCGUUGGCCCCAUUUACGGGGACACCAGGGUAUUAUAGCAGCCAGCCACAUUCUGGAAACAGCACCGGCAGCAGUCUUCCAAGGAGGAGCUGCCCUUCUAGUGCUGCUAGCCCUACCCCACAGGGCCCCUCAGACUCACCAACCUCAGACUCGGUUUCCCAGUCCAGCACAGGAACUCUGAGUUCCACCUCCUUUCCUCAGAACUCUAGGUCGUCAUUGCCAUCAGACUUACGGACUAUCAGUCUGCCCAGUGCUGGGCAGUCAACUGCCUACCAGGCCUCCAGGGUAUCUGCGGUUUCCAAUUCACAGCACUACCCACACCGCGGGAGUGGGAGUGUGCACCAGUACCGACUCCAGCCGCUGCAGGGGUCGGGAGUCAAGACUCAGACAGGACUUUCCUAGGGCUUCUGGAUUUGGGCAAACAGAACUGAAUGAGCCCAUAGCUGCUUCCUUCCAGCUGCCUCUGGAACCUAGGCCGAGCAUAUUGCUGGGGAAGGGGGUACAAGGUGCCAGAGGAUUGGGUCUGGUCGACAAGAAACAAGACUUGUGGUCGCGACUGGCUCUGGCCUUGGAGAAAGAUGUAAAUCUUGUCUGAAGCAGAGACUAUAAAGAAGUUUCUCCCUGCUGUUAAGGGUACAUUGUUGACAAGCAAAUGGUGUUUCGGUUAGUAACGGUUCUAAGUGCAAUGAGUUGUGUCGAAGCCUCCGUCUCCCAUCCUUGCCUGUAGCCUGUAGUCACUUGUGCAGUGAGGACAUCUUUUUAAAUCCCCCCAAAAAUAUUUUUUUUUCUUUCAAAGGAAAAAAAGUGAAAAGAGCCAAUCUCAAAGCCCCAAGCCAUCUGAGUAGUGUUAGGGUUUUAUGCACUUAAGAAAAAAGGUAGGUAUGUUAACAUUCACCCUAAGACAACCAUUCCAAAAGCAGAUAAUCUGGCCAAGUUGUGUCCACCAAGAAUACCCCCUACCUUUGUCUUAAAAUCACCAAGAAAUAGGCAGGGAUAGUGAAGCUUGGAAUGUGCUCUGACAGAGGGGUGCCUGGCUCUCUGAACAAGAGCUGGAGGUCAACUCGUGAUUAUUCAGGAGCAGAUUACCCUUGUAGAUUGUCUGAGCCCCCGCCUGUUACCAUCCCACUCCCCCUCCCCAAGCUAUUUCACAGCUCAGUAACCUAUGAAGUAAGUAGGCAAAGAAAAGUGGAAUGAUAAAUGAGAUAGGCCAAUUGCAUUGCUACUUAUCAGCUGUUGGCAAUAAUUUUGAUUAGGAAGGAUCCCAAGUGGUUUGGGAAUUCUUUGAAUUUUAUUUUUUCUACUCCCAAUUAAUCAGGAGUUGACGAUCCCAUGAGUAGGACCGCCUCCAUGAUUGGGGAGCAUGCACUCGUGACUGCAGGGUAAGAGUGGAAAGAUGUGUGUGGAGUGGCACCGACAGGGCUGUGAUUGUGUGGGCAUGUCCCACGUUUCUUUGGGGGAUGCUUAUUUGGGAGUGGCCCAGGUGAGAGAGUUAUAAAGCCACCCGCACACCUAACACUGUUCUGGAUGAGAGAUGAGAGCAGACUGGCUUCUCCCCAUCAGUGCAUUGUGCCUGUUGUACACCCCUGGAGGAGCCCUGGAGCCAGCCCAGGUAGGGUACACAAUCUUUUUAAAUUCCAUAUGGUUGCCAGCUUAUUUCUUUCACUUGUUUACUGUAAUAUCCGGCGUGUUUUUAUUUAUCUAAUUUUGUAUUCAGUUAUAACCAUGGUAGGGUAGCAGAUAUAUGACAGGUGUAAUCCCUGGUGCUGCAGUGGACCUUACUUCUUUUCUUUUGGACAAGAUAAUACUGUGAGUCUCCUCCUCCUUUCCCUCCAAUUUGUUUUCUCCUCUUUUCUCCAGCCUCUUGCAUCCCCUUCCUUUCUACCGUCUCCUACAACUAUCCAUAUGCACAGUCUUCUCUCUUUGUGUGUGACUGUUACAAAAUUUCACUUUUUCAAAAUUGAAAUCAGGUGUUUGCUCAAAUGAGGGGAGAUUUUUUUUUUUUUUUAAUGCUGAGACCUCAGCAGAAUACUUUUCUUUUUGUUGUUUCCCCCACAAACCCAUCAAUCUGGGAGAGCGUUGGGAGUGGAAAUCAUGUUGCCUGGGAUGCUGGUUUCUUUGUAUAUUAUAUAAAACGUAUGUAAAUGUCUCUCCAUUGGGCUGGGGUUUGCAUUCUCCCCUUGGAUAUUAACUGAGGGGAGAGGCCAGCGGGCAGGCGGCCCUCACCCUGCCUGGCACGUGCAGAGACCCCAGCCACUCUGUGUGGGCAGGGUGCUGUCAAGACCAGACCUCUGGGGGGGGUGGGGGCGGGGGGUGGGGGGACUCUUGGAAGGGAAGAAGUAUCACUUCUUUCUCAAGUGGAGUGUUUACACCUUGCUGUAACAUUUGAACUUUCACAAGAGAUGUAAUAAUUUUGAUAAUAAAAUUCUUAACCAUAAUAA
This is a messenger RNA of Equus quagga, 7423 nucleotides long. It is a transcript of the gene SETD5, whose product is annotated as SET domain containing 5. The record is from RefSeq and is a predicted model, not a curated record. Gene Ontology annotation, molecular function: protein binding. The coding region runs from base 894 to 5387 and encodes 1497 amino acids. The transcript is spliced from 27 exons. NCBI's taxonomy places the organism in Eukaryota, Metazoa, Chordata, Mammalia, Perissodactyla, Equidae.